Rhizophagus irregularis DAOM 181602=DAOM 197198 is the source of this 367-nucleotide messenger RNA. The record is from RefSeq and is a predicted model, not a curated record. Lineage: Eukaryota; Fungi; Glomeromycota; Glomeromycetes; Glomerales; Glomeraceae.
UUAUUAUUAUUAUUACUAUUAUCUAUAGAAUUUUGAUCGUUCCCAUUCGUCAUGGCAACAGUCUUGAUAUCAGUUCCGUUUGUUAUUACCAUUGGUUGUACUUCUGAAAUUUUUUUAUCAAUUGGCUGGGGAUUAUCAUUAUCAUUAUUUUCAUUAUUAUUUUUAUUAUCAUUACCAACAUUUUUGUCAAUUAAACUUGCAGCCGUGGUAUCUUUAACAUUUUUAUUACUCUUAGUAACAUCUUUUGGAGUAUCAAUAAAUUGUUUAUGUUGCUGAAUUCCAAUGUCAAGUGUAGUGGGCGAUUCUUGUUUCAUUUUUGAAAUAUUCUUUUUAUUUAUUUUUCUCUUUUUUUUUUCCUAAAAAAAAA